ACCGCCCCUGCCGCUCCAGCUGUUCCCACCGCUGUCCGCCUGCUGUUCCUCCGCUGCUCGCUGCUGCCUGCCUGCCCUCAUUUCCAAUGCAGCAGCGACCAUGACAGGCAUCGCCGCUGCUUCUUUCUUCUCCAACGCUUGCAGGUUCGGGGGCUGCGGACUUCACUUCGACUCUCUGGCCGAGCUCAUCGUGCACAUCGAGGAUAGCCACAUCGACACAGACCCCCGUCUUCUGGAGAAGCAGGAGCAGCAGCAGCCGACAUAUGUUGCCCUCAGCUACAUCAACAGGUUCAUGACAGAUGCUGCACGGCGAGAACACGAGGCCGUGAAGAAGAAGGUGCAGCCCAAGUUGUCUCUGUCCCUGACAGGCAGUCUGUCUCGCAGCGGUAGUUCCGCUCCGACGCGCCACACCAGUGGAAACCUCACCCCUCCGGUCACCCCACCCAUCACACCUUCCUCUUCUUUCCGCAGCAGUACACCCACAGGUAGCGAGUGUGAUGAGGAGGAGGUAGACUUUGAGGAGUCUGACAGUGACGAGUCGUGGACCACAGAGAGCGCCAUCAGCUCCGAGUCCAUCCUCAGUUCUAUGUGCAUGAACGGAGGAGAUGAGAAGCCUUUUGCUUGCCCUGUGCCAGGCUGUAAAAAGAGAUACAAGAAUGUGAACGGGAUCAAGUAUCAUGCCAAGAACGGCCAUCGAACCCAGAUAAGGGUGCGCAAACCCUUCAAGUGCCGGUGUGGGAAGAGUUACAAAACGUCUCAGGGUCUCCGCCACCACACCAUCAAUUUCCACCCACCCAUCUCUACUGAAAUCAUCCGCAAGAUGCAGCAGUAGAGAGAGAGAGAGCGACCAGCACUCUUCUUCAGGCCACUUCCUGAACAUCUGAACAUCUCCAUCACCAGCAAUGGCUGUUUCUCAUUCCACCCUUUUCACCUCAUCCUGAAACCCCCACCCCCUUCUCUUUCUCUCUCUCUCUCUCUCUCUCUCUCUUAUCCCACUUUGUUAUGACACUAUUUUUGAUUGCAUGAUAUUAUGAUUCAUCCUUAAUUUUUAUUCAGAAUGUUGAAUCUUUAUGUAGUUCACAGUUUUGUAUUUUGCACAUUUAAGAUAUCAUUUAUCUAUCUGACUUAAUUUUUUUUUCAUUUGUACAUAUGGUGCUUGUGAUGACGAGGGCAUGAUGGCCACACCAAGUCACGAGUGGCCUUGCAUGUACAGUAGGGCAUCCUGCUUUUAAGGCAGCGUGAAAUCAGAGGAAACUAGAGGAACAAUUCGGAUUGGGUUUUUUUUAGAGAAAGGAGACACUGUUACCUUGCCUCCGUCUAAUUUGAGCCAAAAAAGUGUGACAGAUGCAAAUGAAAAAAAAAUCUGAAUGUGUGUGGUAAACAAGGCUGAAAACGUUUUGUACAUGUUUCAUUCUCUAUCAGAUUUUAUGUUAAUAAUCAGUUAAUAGACUUAGUUACUUUUCUUUUCAUAUCACAAGUAUUCUAUACCCUUUUUCAUCUGUUUUACUGCAAACACUUGUGUGUGAGCACCAAAGGAUGAUCUCAGGAGACGUUUGCAAGCAUUUCAGCACCACAAUCCUGCCCUAGUGUUCUGACAGUAUUUAUGCUGUUCUGUGGGAUCAUGGGAACUCUGUGUCAUUGUUCCAAAUGUUCCUGGUCACUUUCCUGAAGAUUAAAUCAGUUUUCCUUGCUAUUUUAAAGUGAGGGAUUGAAGCACUUUUUGUAACAAGUUGCCAACAAAUCAGCAUUUCUUUUCGCCAAUAUCUCGUUUCUGGUGUAUGUACAGUAGCUACCAAAACGAGGCAAAAGGCCUUCAGAGCAGAUGUUUGCAUUGCUCCCAGGGAAGAUGUAUACCAAACCUCCAGUGUUUCCAGUAUUGUGAGAUUUCUGUAUGUACAGUAGUUGCCUUGAAUUGUAAACCAUUCCAAUUAGUACAGAUCUUUGUAUGGCUUCAUUUUGACAGUUCAGAUAAAUUCAUCUGAAUGCAGACAGCUCAGUCCAGACAAUAUGCUGUUCAACAACUCCCCUGUCUUAUGAAACUGUGAUUGUCCUGGUAAUGGAUAGAAAGGGGCCAACAUUCGCCAUGUAUUCAGCACAUUUAUGUUCUCACAGUCCUGUUUUCAGGCUGUGAGAGAAACACACGUGGCUCCUACUUUGUGCCAUAAUGAUAUGUCAGUUGAGGAUAUGUACCACACCAUUUAAUCUUUGAAA
This is a messenger RNA of Morone saxatilis (striped sea-bass), 2211 nucleotides long. RefSeq names its product JAZF zinc finger 1b (gene jazf1b). Gene Ontology annotation, cellular component: nucleus. The transcript has 5 exons. Bases 101 to 832 code for a protein of 243 amino acids. Lineage: Eukaryota; Metazoa; Chordata; Actinopteri; Moronidae. The record is from RefSeq and is a predicted model, not a curated record.